Messenger RNA from Branchiostoma belcheri (Belcher's lancelet), 1808 nucleotides. RefSeq lists its product as uncharacterized. NCBI's taxonomy places the organism in Eukaryota, Metazoa, Chordata, Leptocardii, Amphioxiformes, Branchiostomatidae. Bases 43 to 1692 code for a protein of 549 amino acids. The transcript has a single exon. The record is from RefSeq and is a predicted model, not a curated record.
UGAGUUCUAUGAACGUUGAAGACGGCCGCACAGCCGUAGAAGAUGGCCAGCCGACGUGGGCGCCCAUGUAGGAAGAAGCUGCGGCGUGGCAGAGAGGGAUUUAGGCAGGGCCAUCCAUACUUCUCGCGAAAAACCUGCAAAACACCAACAGAAAAAUAUGAGAGACUGCAACGAAAACUUUUCAAUAUGGCACAAGAUCCUUUUAUAUGCCCAACCCCAGGUAGAUUAAGACCGACAGAAGACAGCCCCGGCCUCCUGGAAAGUAUGGCACACAGAAAGGUAUACACACACAACAUACAAGAAGCACGUGAUUUUCAUGUCCCAUCUUUGAUGGACCUUUUCAACAACUUCAUUAAGGAACACACUACAAAACACCCAGACUGCACACACCCCACAGUUACAAUGCCACCGACGUUCGAGAAAAAAUUUGGAACCGGUUAUAAGGAAGUGUUGCGCUGCAGCACCUGUGGUUACCACACAGAGAGUCACAAACUAUAUCAGGAGGCCGAAAUUCAAGGGGGUGCUACCAGAGGACCGAAACCAACGCGAAAAGCAGUUCAGCUUUCGAUGGUACUUUCAAAGUUGCCCGUUGGUAUUACGGGAGCGACCACGCUUCUGAGUGCCACAGAAACGGGCACUCAGAGCGGUAGCAAACUACAGAAAAUCACAAACAAUCUAACAGACGUGGUCGUGGGUGAAAUGAAAGAUUCGCUGGCCGACAACAGAGCGACGCUUAGGAAAGUGUGUGCAAUACAGGGGGAGGAUGUGAAAGACGGCGAGCCGGUGUUAGCCACGGCCGCGGUUGACGGCGCCUAUAACAAUCCGUCUUAUCAUACACACAGCCAGAACUCAACACAGGUUACGGUACCCGUAAUAGAGAAAAAAACAAAGGGAGACAUGUUGAUAGGUUUUGGUUUUGCAAGUAAAUUGUGCACGUGCAGGCGGGAUGGCAAAGACAGGCAGACCCACGGUCCGUCCUGUAAGGCGAACUUCCCUCCCGCUGAUCCGAUAGGGAAAGCGGAGGAAGUUUUGGCAGGGCGGGCCGUGGAAGGCAUGCAAGAAAAAAAACCAGUUCUAUUAGACAAAGACCUUACUGAUAAUGACUCGCACAUAACGAAGGGGGUUAGACACACAACCAAAAAUAUCUCACCAACGCUACAAGUCGAAAAGCUCGACUGUGAGGUCCACGUUUCUAGAGGCCAGAGAAGAAAAAUGUUUCGAAUAUCAACAGUUUUGAGUGACCAAAUAGUGUCAGGCAUUACUGGUUAUUCAGCGAAAGUGGCCCAAACAAAAAGAACCUGGUUCGCUACCGCCCUUGGGAGAGCUGUCUCCAAACGCUGCAGCACCGAGCUGCGCCGGGCACGUGAAAAGUACCCACAAAACGACGACCUUUUCAAACUUUCAGUACAACAAGCCAAAGACAACAUAGUUAACUGUUUUUCCGGGAACCACACAAAUUGUCAUUCAACUUCAUUCAUGUGCCGAGCCGGUCCAGACCACAAACCCGCGUAUUUACCACGGCGCGAACACAUCGUGCCCACCGAGAACGACAUAAAAUACCUCCAAGCAGUAAUAGAUUACAAACUGUCGGAAGAUAUGGUCCAUAAACAAAGAUACGUCAUGUCAACAAAUGCAGUAGAAGCCACACACCGCCGUACACAACAAUCUUUGCCAAAAAAACAACACAUUUAGAUCCGCCGGGCAUAUGCAUGCCAGCAGCGCCGCACAUUCGUGUGCAGUCGGUGGGCUGGGGGAGUCCCUAUGCCGUCUAAACCUAGCCGCCGGUGCAGGCUUUACGCCUGGCGGCA